GAGCCCGGCGUUAGCUGCGUGGUCUUGGGUUCUUUUAGCAACUGUGAGUGCUGUAUUUUACUGAAGAAAGGAAAGGGCCUUCCCAACAUGUCUUAUCCAAACGACGAUCUCGACGACUAUGACCCGUAUAGCUAUCCCAGUGACUACGACUUACACACUGGUGACCCUAAAGCUGACCUGGCCUAUGAGCGUCAGUAUGAGCACCAGCAGACCUACCACGUCAUUCCUGAGGUGAUAAAAAACUUCCUGCAGUAUUUUCAUAAAACCAUCUCCGACCUCAUCGACCAGAAGGUCUACGAGCUGCAGGCUAACCGUGUGUCCAGUGAGAGCAUCGAGCAGAAGAUCUACGAGAUACAGGACGUCUACGAGAACAGCUGGAAUAAGCUGACCGACCGUUUCUUUAAGACCUCUCCCUGGCCAGAAGCUGAAGCCAUCGCGUCUUUAGUGGGCAAUGACGCCGUAUUCCUGAUUCUCUAUAAGGAGUUGUAUUACAGGCAUAUUUAUGCCAAAGUCAGCGGAGGCCCAACUCUGGACCAGAGAUUUGAAUCCUAUUACAAUUACUGCAAUCUUUUCAACUACAUUCUCAAUGCCGAUGGCCCCGCCCCACUGGAACUGCCCAACCAAUGGCUAUGGGACAUCAUUGAUGAGUUCAUCUAUCAGUUCCAGUCAUUCAGUCAGUACCGCUGUAAAACUGCAAAGAAGUCCGAGGAGGAGAUUGAGUUUCUGAGGAACAAUCCAAAGAUCUGGAACGUUCACAGUGUGCUGAAUGUUCUCCACUCUCUGGUGGACAAAAGCAACAUUAACCGACAGCUGGAGGUGUACACCAGCGGGGGAGACCCAGAGAGUGUGGCAGGGGAGUAUGGACGUCACUCUCUGUAUAAGAUGCUGGGUUAUUUCAGUCUGGUGGGCCUGCUACGCCUACACUCUCUGCUGGGAGAUUACUACCAGGCCAUUAAGGUCCUGGAAAACAUCGAACUCAACAAAAAGAGCAUGUACUCUCGUGUGCCUGAGUGUCAGAUCACCACCUACUACUAUGUGGGCUUUGCCUACCUGAUGAUGCGGCGUUACCAGGACGCCAUUCGAGUGUUUGCUAACAUCCUGCUCUACAUCCAGAGGACCAGGAACAUGUUCCAGAGAUCCACCUACAAAUACGAGAUGAUUAACAAGCAGAAUGAACAGAUGCAUGGUCUGCUGGCCAUAGCUCUGACCAUGUACCCAAUGCGCAUCGACGAGAGCAUUCACACACAGCUCCGAGAGAAAUACGGAGACAAGAUGCUCCGCAUGCAGAAAGGAGACCUGCAGGUGUUUGAGGAGCUCUUUAGUUUUGCCUGUCCGAAAUUCCUCUCUCCUGUGGUGCCCAACUAUGACAACGUUCAUCCAAACUACCACAAAGAGCCGUUCCAGCAACAGCUCAAAGUCUUUGCUGAAGAAGUCCAGCAACAAGCUCAGCUCUCUACCAUCCGCAGUUUUCUGAAGCUGUACACCACCAUGCCUGUGGCUAAACUGGCUGGUUUCCUGGAUAUGAGUGAACAGGAGUUCCGCAUCCAGCUGCUGGUCUUCAAACACAAGAUGAAGAACCUGGUUUGGACCAGCGGCAUCUCCGCUCUGGAUGGAGAGUUUCAGUCAGCGUCUGAGGUCGACUUCUACAUCGACAAGGACAUGAUCCACAUUGCUGACACCAAGGUGGCCCGUCGCUAUGGCGAUUUCUUCAUCCGACAGAUCCACAAGUUUGAGGAGCUGAACCGUACGUUGAAGAAGAUGUCCACCACAGGCUCCACGGGUUCAGCUUCAGGAAGCACCUCAACGCGUGGAACAUAAGCCUCACCAACCAAUCAGGAGCCCCUCUGACCAAAUGAAAUGAUCCAAUAAACAACCACCAGCUCCCCCCUAUCCAACGUCAGUGCUCACCAACCAUCGAGGAGCUCCGCUAACCCAGCUGUAGUUUGGGCCGUGUCCAGUCUGAAUUUGAUGAUUUUGGUGGGGUCAGUUUAUUUUAUUAACCCUUCUAAAUCAUCGAAACGACCCAUUCAACUUUUGUAUGUAGAAACAGCAAAAAUAAUAAAAGCUGAAACGACA
Chanos chanos (milkfish) is the source of this 2076-nucleotide messenger RNA. It is a transcript of the gene eif3s6ip, whose product is annotated as eukaryotic translation initiation factor 3, subunit 6 interacting protein. The transcript is spliced from 15 exons. Gene Ontology annotation, biological process: translational initiation. Gene Ontology annotation, cellular component: eukaryotic translation initiation factor 3 complex; cytoplasm. Lineage: Eukaryota; Metazoa; Chordata; Actinopteri; Gonorynchiformes; Chanidae. The record is from RefSeq and is a predicted model, not a curated record. Bases 88 to 1818 code for a protein of 576 amino acids. Gene Ontology annotation, molecular function: protein binding; translation initiation factor activity.